AUGACCACAGCUCAGUCUAUGACGGCCUGCACGCACCCCCACCAGAAUUUUCCCGUAUGUCCGGCACCUCUGUUUGAUGAUUAUCUUUCAAGAACUGAGACAAGUUCUCAAGAUGCCGUGGAGCCUAUGGAGUCGAUGCCGCAAAACCAUCAACAACAGCAGGGAACUGAGGAAGAGAGUGGGCAGCAGCAAGAACAACUGGAGUAUUCACAGCAACAGCAGGGAGAGCGCCCUAAGCGGAAGCGGUGUGUCCCGAAACUCUCAGAGAACAAACUCACACCCAACGCGGAGCAAAGCAGCACCAAUCUCAUUCUGCGCAAACUGCCCGCCCGUGCGGAUGAAGCGGAAAUCAAACGUGUCUUCGCCCCUUAUGGUGAGAUCCUCUCAGCGGCGGUGAUGCGUAAUAUACACACCGGUGAGAACCUCGGCACGGCUUUUGUUCGCUACGCCACAACAGAACAGGCACGGGCCGCACUACUCGAGUGUCACGGCAAACGUGUUUUUGGCCGCACCAUUUCUGUGCAUUGGGCAAAGAAACAACACGAUGACACGCCUGUUGGUGAGGCCCGCAAGAAGAUCUUCAAACUGUUUGUGCGCAAUAUUCCACUUGAUGUGACGGUGGACGAACUCACGGCGCUCUUCCGCCAGUACGGCCCAGUGAAGGAAAUAUCAAUCCACAAAGACACCGCCGCUGUGGCGGACCGCCGGCUUGAGCGGCGCAUUGCGUUUGUGGCGUAUCUCGCCGAGGGAGCGGCGGAGCGGGCGGCGGAGUGUGUGCACAACACCCGUCCCUUUCCAAGCAGCGGCUCCAUUCCACUCAUGGUGAAACUCGCAGAAGAUCAUCAGCAGAAGCGUGCUGGCAACAAGAUGCCGUCGCAAAUCAUCACCCCUGAGGUGACGUCGGCUGGCAGACGCAGCAGCAUCAGCAGUAAUAAUGUGACUAACAGCAGCAGGAGCAGCAGCAGCUACAAUAUGUGCAGAGAAGACUCCCGGAGACAUUUAGUGAUGGGAUCUGUAUGUGCACAGGAGGGUGACCCCCUGCAUUGCCAGUCUACCUUCUUACUUCCUCCGAAUCUCAUUUCUGCUGUUUUGAGUCAGGAGCGCCAUAGCGUUGGGGCCGUCAGUACGCAAAGCAGUAGAAGCAGCAGCGACAAUAUCAACAAUAUCGCAGAGACACACGUGGGACGGCAGCGGUAUAUGCACAACCCGUACAAUGCAGUCCAUUCUCGAGUGUAUAUUGUUGCCGGUUGA
Molecule: messenger RNA, 1251 nt
Organism: Trypanosoma theileri
Lineage: Eukaryota; Euglenozoa; Kinetoplastea; Trypanosomatida; Trypanosomatidae
Product: putative RNA-binding protein
Exons: 1
Coding region: 1-1251 (416 amino acids)
Molecular function (GO): RNA binding
Source: RefSeq, a predicted model, not a curated record